GAACAUCUGAGUGGAUUAAUCGCUCCGAGGACUUUAAAAGGGGAAAAUGGGACAGAGACAGGGAGAGGGAUACCACAAGCUCAUCACACAGCAUCAGAAACACACUUUGAGACUCCAACAAAAGUAACUCAUCAAAAUGGCAGACGUAGCCGUUCCUGUCGACAAGAAGUCAGCGCCCAAAUUCAAGCAGAGGGCCAUGCGCACCUUCAAGAGCAAGGCACCCAAACCCGGCCAGAAGGGAUUUGGAGACGACAUCCCCGGCAUGGAGGGUCUUGGUACAGACAUCACAGUGGUUUGCCCAUGGGAAGCCUUCGGGGACAUGGAGCUCAGCGACUUGGCGAAAUAUGGAAUUGUUUAGCCCUCUUCCCUCUGCCCUUACCCGUAUUAUCACAGUCGUCCCUCUUGUAUUUCAACUAUUGACUUAGCUGCUGAAAACCUCGUACUUGUGUGCUCUAGAGAGGAGGCAGCUAUUUGAUUAUUCAAAGGUUUGACCUGGAAAAAAUAAAUCCAGCACUCUCUCUUGUCUCAUGCACUUUAUCUGCUCCUGCAUUUCCACCAUUUCUCCAGCGUCCUCGUAACGAGGUGUGUCAGCAGCUCUGGACCUGAGCUGGUAUUUUCCACUGAGAACAAAAAGAGAAUUUAUUCUGCUAGUGUGGUAUCCCAGUAAUGUUCCAC
Molecule: messenger RNA, 675 nt
Organism: Cottoperca gobio
Lineage: Eukaryota; Metazoa; Chordata; Actinopteri; Perciformes; Bovichtidae
Product: retinal cone rhodopsin-sensitive cGMP 3',5'-cyclic phosphodiesterase subunit gamma-like
Exons: 3
Coding region: 137-358 (73 amino acids)
Biological process (GO): positive regulation of G protein-coupled receptor signaling pathway; visual perception; positive regulation of epidermal growth factor receptor signaling pathway
Cellular component (GO): photoreceptor outer segment membrane
Molecular function (GO): 3',5'-cyclic-nucleotide phosphodiesterase activity; cGMP binding
Source: RefSeq, a predicted model, not a curated record